AUGCUACACAAGAUGGAAGGUUUCUUGGUCUUACUUCUCUUUGGUUAUGAAGCCAGCCUGGGAUUAUCGUCCACUGAGGAUGAGGGUGAGGACCCUUGGUACCACAAAGCAUGCAAGUGUGACUGCCACGGAGGAGCCAAUGCCCUGUGGUCUGCAGGUUCCACCUCCUUAGAUUGCAUACCAGAAUGCCCCUAUCACAAGCCCCUCGGUUUCGAGUCAGGAGAGGUUACAGCAGAUCAGAUCACUUGCUCCAACCCGGAGCAGUAUGUGGGCUGGUAUUCGUCAUGGACUUCCAGCAAGGCCCGGCUCAACAGCCAAGGCUUUGGGUGUGCCUGGCUCUCCAAGUUCCAGGACAGCAGCCAGUGGCUACAGAUAGAUCUGAAGGAGAUCAAGGUGAUUUCAGGGAUCCUCACCCAGGGACGCUGUGACAUCGACGAGUGGAUGACCAAGUACAGUGUGCAGUAUAGAACUGAUGAGAGCCUGAACUGGAUUUACUAUAAGGAUCAAACUGGAAACAACAGGGUCUUCUAUGGAAACUCGGACCGGAGCUCCACAGUCCAGAACCUGCUGCGGCCCCCGAUCAUUUCCCGCUUCAUCCGACUCAUCCCGCUGGGCUGGCAUGUCCGCAUUGCCAUCCGCAUGGAGCUGCUAGAGUGCGUCAGCAAGUGUGCCUGAGGCCUCAAGCUGGCACCUGCCAGAGGGU
Ochotona curzoniae (black-lipped pika) is the source of this 703-nucleotide messenger RNA. It is a transcript of the gene RS1, whose product is annotated as retinoschisin 1. Bases 1 to 675 code for a protein of 224 amino acids. NCBI's taxonomy places the organism in Eukaryota, Metazoa, Chordata, Mammalia, Lagomorpha, Ochotonidae. The record is from RefSeq and is a predicted model, not a curated record. The transcript is spliced from 6 exons.